This is a messenger RNA of Daphnia magna, 1677 nucleotides long. RefSeq names its product cytochrome P450 4c3-like. The record is from RefSeq and is a predicted model, not a curated record. NCBI's taxonomy places the organism in Eukaryota, Metazoa, Arthropoda, Branchiopoda, Diplostraca, Daphniidae. The transcript has 12 exons. The coding region runs from base 1 to 1626 and encodes 541 amino acids. Gene Ontology annotation, molecular function: heme binding; monooxygenase activity; iron ion binding.
AUGUUUAGUUUUCCUUGGAUUGGAUGGAACCCGUCAUUCCUAGGCUCGUUCCUAGCCUUUUUACUCACCAUCUCUUACUGGAGGUGGAGUCGAUCCCGCUUCGUACGCCUCAUAAACGUUCUUCCUGGCCCAAAAGCUUUACCUGUGCUGGGCAACAUUCACCAUCUAAACAUUCCUCACGAUGAACUGCUGGAGAAAUCCGCUUUCACUUGGGUUCGAAAGUAUGGUGGUAUCUAUCGUCUCUGGUACACUGUCCGUCCAUUGGUCGUCAUCGCUACACCUGAGUUAAUGGAGCCAAUUUAUGGAAGUCCAAGACACAUUUCGAGAGGAGAUGCGUACGAUGGUUUUACUGCAAUCCUUGGGAAAAGUUUACUAUUGGCACCAGACGAACGCUGGAAAAAGUCUCGCCGCAUUCUCAAUCCAUCAUUUCACGUUCAAGUUCUCAACAGUUACAUGGAUAACUUCAACGAAAAGAGCUUAGAGUGCGCCCAAUCGUUUGAAGAAGCCAUAAAGGCCAACAACGGCGAAGAAUUUGACAUCUUCCCAAUCCUGAAUCUAUGCACACUCAAAACAAUUUGUGAAACCGCCAUGGGGCACAAGUCGUUGCCAAUCGAAGACAUGCAAAGUUUGUUGGACAACUGCAUAGGAUUUAAACGAAAUUACCAGUACCGUUUGUUUCGCCCUUGGUUUAAAAACGAUUGGCUUUUCCACUUAACCGCCAUGGGUCGUGAUAAUCCAAAGUUCGUUAAAGGCAUCAACAACUUCAGCAACACGUUAAUUGAACACCGCCGACAAUUUCUGGAUAACGAAAGAAAAGCUGAAAGUCAAUUACCUGCGUUGAAACCUGAUGUGUCCAAUGCUGAGUCGAAGAAAAAAUUUGGUUUCAUCGACCUUCUGAUUAAGGAAUCUGACGUCAACAAUAAUUUCAGCAAAGACGAAAUGAAAAACGAAGUCACUACCAUGAUGAUUGCGGGUCACGACACAACAGCUUUAGCGUUCACGUGGUUCCUUUACAACAUCGCAAGACAUCCUGAACAUCAGAAACUGAUAGCGGAUGAAUUGAAUGCUGUUUUCAUUAACUCGGAUCGUCCGUGUACGGCGCAAGAUUUGACCGAGUUAAAGCACCUGGAGUGCUGCAUUAAAGAAUCUUUAAGACUACACCCCAACGUUCCAGCCAUUUCGCGAUAUCUGCCAGAAGACACUGAAACAGGUGGUUACAUGUUACCAAAAGGUGCCAUGGUUAUACUGUCUGUCAUCGGUAUGCACCACAAUCCUGAAGUGUUCCCUGACCCGGACGAUUUCAAACCAGAACGUUUUCUUGCUGAAAACAGCAUCGGUCGCCAUCCAUUCGCAUUUAGCCCUUUUAGUGCCGGCCCUCGUAACUGUAUUGGUCAAAAAUUCGCUAUGCUCGAACUUAAGGUAAUUCUUGCUAAUUUGAUUCGGCGAUUCAUCUUUUCACUUGCAGAUCCAGAGGCUCCAUUAAUUCCAGCCAUUCAAGAAACUAUGCUAGCCCCAAAAUAUCCCAUUAAACUUGUCGUUUCAAAACGACUAGCUGGAAAAACGAAUGUGCUAACAAAUGAAGUUUCAAACGGUCAAAAUUACGGUGUACUAGAAACUAAAUCUUAAAUGUAGGCUACACUGAACGCAAACGCGCAAAAUACAGUUUCCCAAAUAUCA